AAUAAGUACUCGGCUCCCGGCAGCGUUGCCGUCAUGGGGAAGGACUAUUACAAGAUUCUGGGCAUCCAGAGCGGCGCCAAUGAGGAUGAAAUUAAGAAAGCCUAUCGGAAAAUGGCCCUGAAAUAUCACCCUGAUAAGAAUAAAGACCCCAAUGCUGAGGAGAAGUUUAAGGAGAUCGCAGAGGCUUAUGACGUCCUAAGUGACCCCAAGAAACGAGCCGUUUACGACCAGUAUGGGGAGGAAGGUCUCAAAACCGGAGGUGGCUCUUCAGGUGGCUCAGGGAACACUUUCCACUACACCUUCCAUGGAGACCCCCAUGCUACGUUUGCAUCCUUCUUCGGAGGCUCCAACCCUUUUGACAUCUUCUUUGCCAGCAGCCGCUCCCGGAUGUUCAAUGGCUUUGACCAGGAAGACAUGGAUAUGGAUGAUGACGACGACCCUUUCAGUGCCUUUGGCCGGUUUGGCUUCAACGGCAUUAAUGGGGUUCACCGGCGGCACCAAGAGUCUCUGCACACACGGAGGAAGGUCCAAGACCCACCUGUCAUCCAUGAGCUCAAGGUGUCACUGGAAGAGAUCUACCAUGGAUCCACCAAGAGGAUGAAGAUCACGCGCAGAAGGCUCAACGCUGAUGGCCGGACCAUGCGGACUGAGGACAAGAUCCUAAACAUUGUCAUCAAGCGAGGUUGGAAGGAGGGAACCAAAAUCACAUUCCCCAAAGAAGGAGAUGCCACCCCAGACAACAUCCCUGCUGACAUUGUCUUCAUUCUCAAGGACAAGCCUCACUCGCACUUCAAGAGGGAUGGGACAAACGUGAUCUACACGGCAAACAUCAGUCUUAAAGAG
Messenger RNA from Acanthisitta chloris (rifleman), 843 nucleotides. Its product is annotated as dnaJ homolog subfamily B member 5. The annotation marks the transcript as partial. Gene Ontology annotation, molecular function: protein-folding chaperone binding. Gene Ontology annotation, cellular component: cytosol. Lineage: Eukaryota; Metazoa; Chordata; Aves; Passeriformes; Acanthisittidae. The record is from RefSeq and is a predicted model, not a curated record. The transcript has 2 exons. Gene Ontology annotation, biological process: negative regulation of transcription by RNA polymerase II.